AUGUCUCAACUGCAGGAAGAGGCCCACAAUGCGUCAGUGCUAGAUGUAACAGCAAUGAUGCCCACCUCAAAUCGCGAAAUAUACCUCACAAAUAUUGAAAAAUUUAACCACUUAUUGAACUGCCUUACUGGUCAAGCUCUAGAGACAGUACAGGCAUUUCCUAUUUCGAAUGAAAACUAUCCAAAGGCUUUGGAUAGGCUUAAAUCGCGCUAUGACAAUAAUAGUCUAAUCUUCGCCGAAAAUAUCGCGACACUAUUUGAUCUACCAGCAGUAUCGGGUCAGUCAAGCCAACAACUCCGUAGUCUGGUAAACAAUGCAUCCGCUUUGUAUGGUCCACUCUGUUCGCUAGGUACAGAGAAACAAAUAUGUGAGGCUCUACUUAUCUCGCUAAUCAUGGAAAAAACGGACGCAAUUACACGUAGGAAAUGGAAUGAAUCGCGUAACUUCGACACAUUACCCAGUUGGGAGGAUUGCUCAAAAUUGUUGGAUAGGCAUUGCCAGUUUCUCGAAUCACUCGACAGUGGAAACGGCAAUCAGUCAUCACCACAACGUAAACCUAAUAAUCUUAACUCCAAGACUAACAGACGCUCAAAACAAUACGCAUUUGUUGCAUCUACAUCCAGCAAUUCUUGCUCAAUUUGUUCUAGCAAUGAACACCUAAUACAGAAUUGUCAUCGUUUUAAGGCACUGGAGGUGGUUCAAAGGUUUGAAAAGGUGAAGGGCCUUAAACUCUGCAUAAACUGCUUAUCGCGACGCCAUCAUGUGGUUAAUUGCACAUCAACGUUUAAAUGUAAGGUUUGCGCAAAGCCACAUCACACUCUCUUGCAUCAUUCGCAAUUACCAACGAAUAUUAAGAGCGCCGGAUCAUCACGACGCACAGAACACGCCGCUAUGCCCAACGACAAUGUUGCCAGCCAUUCCCAUCUUAACAUGUCAUCGGCCGAGCAAAUAAUUCUAGCCACUGCAUUGGUUUUAGUGAAGGACUCAUCGGGAAGUUAUCAAGUUCCAUCCAAUACACCUCUCGCCGAUGAGCAAUUCUUUAAAUCCAAGCGCGUUGACCUUUUGCUUGGAGCUGAAAGUUUCUUUGACAUUUUGUCUGUCGGUCAAAUCAAACUAGGUGAAAAUCUACCAGUACUUCAAAAAACACUAUUAGGAUGGAUCGUAUCUGGCAAGUACAAGGGUCAGCCAUUUGCAUCACCAGCAGCAAAAUGCCUAUUAUCAGUUGAAGAUACAAUUUCAGAUCAAUUAGAAAUGAUGUGGAAGAUAGAGGAAGUGCAACCGGCUGCAAAGUCAUGGUCACCAGCACAUGUUGCGUGUGAGUCAUUAUAUCGUGAAACGGUCCACCAAAAUGCGACGGGAAGAAUUGUCGUUCGGUUAUCAUUCAAGGAUUCGCCAGAUUGUCUUGGUUUGACACACAAUAUCGCCUUACGCCGUUUUUGUUCUGUAGAACGGCGCUUGUCAUCUAAUCGUGCACUAAAGCAAGACUAUCAAGAAUUCAUGAAACAAUAUCGAGAGCUCGGACACAUGACGCGUGUUGAAACUCCGAAAACCAACGAACCACAUUAUUAUAUCCCUCAUCAUUGUGUUUUAAAACCGUCGAGCACAUCGACCAAGCUGAGGGUGGUUUUUGAUGCGUCAUGUCCAACAACAUCGCAACGUUCAUUAAAUGAUAUUCUACUGGUCGGCCCGACAAUUCAGCCGGAGUUAUACUUGUUGCUACUUCAAUUUCGUUUGCACCGAUAUGCCUUGACGGCUGACAUUGUUAAGAUGUACCGACAGAUACUGAUAGAUGAACCAGAUCGAAAAUUCCAAUAUAUUUUUUGGCGAGAUACGGAGUCCGAUCCUGUUAGUACUUACGAGUUGAAUACAGUCACUUAUGGUACUGCAUCAGCACCUUUCUUAGCAACCAGGAGUUUGCAAUAUUUGGCGGACAAAUUUGAAACACAAUACCCAAUAGGCGCUGCACUCAUUAAAUCAUCGUUCUUUGUCGACGACUUCUUAGGUGGAGCGGAUUCCAUUGAUCAACUCACCAAUAUCAGACAUCAGUUAACGGCCAUUCUACAGAAGGGUUGCUUCGAUCUUGACAAAUGGCAUUCAAACCAUCAUGACUUCAUCAGCGAUACAACAACAAAGAGUUUGAAUCUUGAUACAGAUACAGUCACCAGCGCCCUAGGCAUCAAGUAG
Teleopsis dalmanni is the source of this 2184-nucleotide messenger RNA. RefSeq lists its product as uncharacterized. The transcript is spliced from 3 exons. The record is from RefSeq and is a predicted model, not a curated record. The coding region runs from base 1 to 2184 and encodes 727 amino acids. Lineage: Eukaryota; Metazoa; Arthropoda; Insecta; Diptera; Diopsidae.